AUGCUGAAUGUAAUGAUUACGCUUUUCUGCGCGCUGACCAUCCUCAGUCUGAAUCACUGCCAUGAACUGCCGUCAAAGAUUGAAGUCGAGACCUCGAUCAACCGAACGGUCGACGAAGUUGAGAAGCUGAUGCGUCAGAACACGACGUUACCGCAUCUCAGUAGAAACGAGAUCGUUGAUAUCCUCUUCAACAUCACGUCCAAAGACGUCGAAGCGUAUCAGAAUAAAGAGAUGAUGGAGGAGGCGAGGAAGAUCUAUCAAAGGGCGCUGAUGGUCGUUUUGCCCUACAACGAGGAGGACGCGAAAGGAAACAUCAGCGAUCUGUAUGCAAAGCCUCCGAUAGUCCAAAUAAUCACUGAUCCUUCUUCCAGUCCGGAUCUCAAGGCGUGGAGAAACAAGAAGUUAGAGCCGUACACGCAGGAAACAGAACGCGAGAAGGAACCCCUCGGGAAUCUCGUGGUAACGCACGCUUCCGAGAAGACCACGAAGACGCGCUACAAGAAUCACAAGGAAACGUACUCAGAAUUAGAAACGAAGAUGCCAUUGAAAGAGAUAGCGAAGUUGGACUCAGCGCCCACAAAGUUUAGCUUUAAUCUGGAGAAUCUGCAGAAACAGUCGACCACCGAGGAACCAGAAACUACCAGACGACCAGUAUAUCAAAGACCAUCGUCUUACUCCGUCAAGAAUAAAAAUGUCUCUGCAAUAUACAGCACGAGUACGACAACAGAUCGAACGACAACGACGAGUUCCAAGGACACUUCGACGAUUGGCUUAAAAAAACUGCGAACUUCCGCGUCCCCACCUUUAAACCAUAACGGUAACGUCUUAUCUAUCGACCAGUGGCGUUAUAAUGCACCGACGAGUGCAACGCAAAAUCCCACUACAUCGCCCAAAACUGCGGAUUCGCCUUCUCCUACAGUUUCCAAGAGGUUACCGUACCUUUCGAUUAUCAAGAUGCCAAAGGAUGUUAUAGCUCCGACGGUGAUCAGUAAAACUAAGGACGCUUCGCGGAUCGUGAAAGUAACGUCUGGAAAAAUGCAAGUGGCAAACACCGAGCAAUCAGUUUCCAUCUAUGUGACCCCAACGUCCUCCUCCUUCUCCUCUUCUUCCUCUUCUUCUCCUUCUACUCCAUCUCCUUCUGAAAAGCCUAAAUACAGCUCGACUUACAACUUGAACUCUGGAGGAUUCCGCACGAUCACAACAACCACCAUGCGUCCGGAAGUGAUGGAUCUACUCGCUUCCAUUGGGCUUCGACCGGAAAAUGCCACAAACGUGGAGGAGGUCUUCAAGAAGAGCAAGGUGGACCUGGAGAUCAGUUCCCGGAUUCCCGACAGUGGCGGCGUUAGCCAUUCGACUUCCGGUCUGACGACCGCCGAUUUACCAUCAGUGACCGCUCAAAACGCCUUUGGGAAUGUUCCGGAGAUUGGAAAGGGGAUGAGCAAUCUAACGCCCGAUGUGCGGUUGCUGUUCCAGCGGUUCGGUCUACAGACAUCCGGCAACACGGUAGCUGCUUCUACAACCUCCACAUCCGCGCCGCGAUCGACCACGAACACGUACACCAACUUCAAACCUCUUCCAACAUCGAAGAUCAAAGAUCGAGAUAUGAAGGAGUUCCUGGCACAGUUUGGGCUCGGUAUCAAUGAGGGCGUCAGACAAAAGAAAUCCAUGCCGGCGUCGACGGAACGUCCGUCCUUGAUCGAGGCUGUUCCAAGUAACAUGAGACGGAUCCUCGAAAACAUCGGUCUGAUCUCGCGCACUACACCAAGAACAACGACGACAACGACGACGACAACGACGAAGACGCCAACGACGAUAACGGCGCCGAAGACGGAGAACGUGAAACCGACGGAAUUGACCAGUUCCAUGUUUCACGUCUUCAAGCCGCACGAGGUCCGCGUGAAAGACGAGCGACAGAGGAAGAAGAUCAACGAGCUCCUGGACACAAUCCGACUGGUGCAGGAAGGCAAGGCAAACGCGACGGAUGUGCGAAGGGUGGCCAACGAACUGCUCGCGACCACGAAGACCCUAAGGGAGGGGCCGGAUCCGUUGAGUCUGGAGGAGAUUAUCAGGAUUUACAACGAGGACGUAAAGAACGAGGUGAAGAGGGAGCAGAGUUCGCCGGAAACCACUCCGACCAUCACCGACAGUGACCCGGAUGUUGCCACGAACUCCACGUCGAUGCUUACUGAAUCUAUAGAUGCUUCCUCGACGACGACCUCGACGACGACCACGACGGCCUCAGACUCCGCGAAGGACAGUUCGGACUUGUUUGGUACACUGACGCCGACGUCGUCGACGACCGCGGCUACGAAUCUCGUGGCGUUGGAGGAGUCCUUCGGUGGUAUCACCAGCGAGCCAGACCCCGUUGUGCCAACCAAGCGAAAAAACGGCCUGUACUUCCUAGUGGACUGGAACACCUUCCUGGAGGUCGGCGAGGAGAACAACGAGAAGGUGAAUCUGAGGUUCCAGCCGAAAGUCGGCGACAGAUCGAGAUUUCUACCAGUCACUGUGCCGUAAUCUCUCUAUGAAAAUUUAUCCAUUUCAUAAUAUUAUAAUAAGACAGCGUGUCUUAUAUAAACGCUAUUUCAUGCACAAGAACCAUAAUAUCCACGGUCGAUUGGUUUAAAAAACUCUAAACUAUUUAACAUGAUUUACUAUAUUGUCUAUGUCACUAUAUGAUUUCAUGUUUAGUAUAAUUUCUCCAAUAAAGAGAGAAAGAGAGGAUAUAUGCACAUGAAAAUUGGAGAAAAGGAGAGGGAGAGAAAAAGAGAGAAAGAAAGAGAGAUUUUAAUAUUUAAUAUACUUUACAUUAUUAAAAAGGAAUAUUAAGAAUUACAUGUAUAUAUUGACACUGUUUUAAUUUUCGCAAUUUUCUCUUAAAAGUUUUUUAGUAAAUGUUAAGAUUAGGAACGACUUCAUCGAUUUCAAUGACCAUGACAUGUAUUAUCAAGGACAUGGCUCUGAUUAACUGCAAACAAUUUUAACUGUCGCUCAUUGUAUAUUAUAAAAUUAUGAACAAAAGAUAGUAAGUAUUUAAGUAUUAAGUAUUUAAAGAUAAUAAGAUCGCCUCUAAUCUUAACAUUUAUCCUUUUCUUAGUUAAAUCACAUUAUUAAUUGUUUAGAUAUAGCAUUUCUGGCAGUUUGAAUCGUUCAGCGAUUUAGUUCGAUUCUUACAAGUUAAUCGAUUAUAGGACGAAUGUACGUUGCACGAAUGCAUGAAUGCUAUAAUUUUUAGAAAGUAUGGCAUCACUAUAAUAGGUUUAUGCAUGCUACUUGAGUUCUUUGUAUAGGCGACAUACAUAAAGAUCUUUCUAUCGAGGAAAUGUUAAGUCCAAAGUAAGAUUGAUUUUGUUGCAAGAAAUGUUUAAGCUAUUUACAUAUUAUAAUAGCAGAGGAAACUCAGUGAACAAAGAAUGUUAAAGAACAUAAGUAAAUAAGAUGCAAAAGGAAUACAAUUGUUACUUAAUAAUUUUAUUUAAUUUAAAGACAAUUAAAUACAUUUAAGAUUUUUAUUGAAAAUGUAUAUGAAGUCUAGAAUGUAUUAAUAUAUGGAGAGAUAAUUGUGUUAAUAUGCUCUGUAUAAUAAAAUUUAAUAUUUAUACAAAGGAAAAUAAAAAUUCUUUCUUUUA
Ooceraea biroi (clonal raider ant) is the source of this 3629-nucleotide messenger RNA. RefSeq names its product mucin-5AC. NCBI's taxonomy places the organism in Eukaryota, Metazoa, Arthropoda, Insecta, Hymenoptera, Formicidae. The record is from RefSeq and is a predicted model, not a curated record.